AUGGGCUGUGAUGGCCAACACAGACACUCAGAGUGCAGGUUCCACAUAGUAGCGCCCAGGGUACUAGAGUCUCUGCAUGAGGGACAUCCGGGAAUAGUCUGGAUGAAGGCACUCAUGAGAAGCUACCUCUGGUGGCCAGGUUUAGAUAAAGAUAUAGAGGUCCAAGUACACAGCUGCUACAUUUGCCAGCAAUCCCGGCCAGAAAUGCUGCAAGCACCCGUCCAUCAAUGGGAAACCACUCAAGCCCCGUUGUCAAGAAUCCACAUCAAUUUUGCAGGCUCCUUUCAGGGACAGCUGUUCCUUAUUGUGGUGGACAGUCACUCUAAGUUGUUAGAGGUCACACCUGUUCCAACUAUGAUUACUGCCAGGACCAUCCAGGAACUGUGCAGGAUCUUUGUCACACACAGGUUACCCAACAUGAUAGUCUUAGACAAUGGGGCUCAAUUUACCGCUUCAGAAUUCCAAUCCUCUUUGAGGGCUAAUAUGAUCAGGCACGCCACAUCAGCCCCCUUUCACCAGGUCUCAAACGGCCAAGCAGAGCACCUGGUCCAGACGACCAAAGACGACCACUUAAAAAGAAUUGUAACCAGCAACUGGCAGCAUAGGCUAGCCGAUUUUUUACUUUGCCAACACACGACUCCCUGCACUUCCACGGGCAGAAGCCCAGCAGAACUCAGAUGGGGCUGUCAUUUAAUAACUAAGCUGGAUUGUCUGCAUCCAGACAGAGUUGCAUCAGAAUCUGCACAGCCAACGCCACCAAGGAGAUUGCAAGUUGGUGACCCGAUUUGGGCUUGGAACUACGGGCAUGGGGCACUUUGGGUGGUAGCUGUGGUUGUUAAGUUGUCAGGGCCACUUUCUUAUGAAGUGGUCCUGGAAGACGGUCAUGUGCUAUGA
Messenger RNA from Crotalus tigris (Tiger rattlesnake), 894 nucleotides. RefSeq lists its product as uncharacterized. Gene Ontology annotation, molecular function: nucleic acid binding. Gene Ontology annotation, biological process: DNA integration. The transcript has 2 exons. The coding region runs from base 1 to 894 and encodes 297 amino acids. The record is from RefSeq and is a predicted model, not a curated record. Lineage: Eukaryota; Metazoa; Chordata; Lepidosauria; Squamata; Viperidae.